AUGAAGAUGAACCGGCUCUGCCUCUCCGCAGCCCUCCUCUUCCUCCUGGUUAUCCUGGUGGACAGCACCCCGGUGUAUGAACACCAUACCCAGGACAAAGGUCAUGUGAUGAUUUCUGGAAAGCAACUGGAGAAACGUUCAGUAAAGGAGCUCCCAACACCAGUACUCCAAGAAGAGAAUAAAGCAGCUUCUAGGCCUGCUUUCUGCCUGGAGCAUAAAUUCUCAGGUCCCUGCAUUACCCCGAAGAUCAGAUACUUUUACAAUGCCAAGACUGGGCACUGUGAGCACUUUAUAUAUGGUGGCUGUAAUGGAAAGAAGAACAACUUCCUCACUGAAGAGGAGUGCAUUAAGACCUGCAUUCAAGGGUCAGGGUCCCUGUGGGCUUCCGGGAGCCAGAGACCGCGGGCUCCCAUGGAGACUGCCUCGCUGGUGGGACCUGGCGGCCCACAGCCACAAACACAGGGAUCCGCCUGCCUGCUACUCUGGAUCAAGGCCAAACUCUUCACCUGGCUGCCGGGCUCUGACCUGUUUCUCUGA
Messenger RNA from Cervus elaphus (red deer), 537 nucleotides. Its product is annotated as spleen trypsin inhibitor I-like. The record is from RefSeq and is a predicted model, not a curated record. The coding region runs from base 1 to 537 and encodes 178 amino acids. Lineage: Eukaryota; Metazoa; Chordata; Mammalia; Artiodactyla; Cervidae. The transcript has 4 exons. Gene Ontology annotation, molecular function: serine-type endopeptidase inhibitor activity.